AUGACGCAAGCUCAAUCACCACCAAUACCAGCCCCGCCUCCAGAUCUAAGCACCAAGCUUCCCAAACUCGUCCCCCGGAAACGUGCCCCCACAAACCGCGAACCGCCAUCUGCCCCUCCCCCACCCACACCCGCGCUGGUCCCGCCGCGCAAUCUCGAUGGCCAUGUGUACGCGCGCCCAAGUCGCAGAAUCCUGAGUCCCGAGGACCACGCGCUGUUUCUGGAGAGUGAGACGUGCACGCUUGUGAAGGCCUUCAUCUUCAACAUGGCAGACAGCGUGCGCGACAGGCCGAUAUCCAGUAUCCGCGACGCCGAAAUCACAGACACAAUCGGCAAGAUCGUACGCAUACUGCAGGAAGCGGAGAAAGCGCUCGACAGGUGCCCACCAGAGGACACGGGCUCACGGUUUGGAAACCCCGUCUUCCGCACCUUUGUCGACGAAAUCGAGACGCAGUUGCCGUCCUGGCACGCCCAACUCGGGCUCACGCAAGCUGAGCAAGUCGAGGAGGUGUCCACCUACCUGCUCCACUCGCUGGGCAACAAACGCCGGAUCGACUAUGGCUCUGGCCAUGAACUCAACUUCUUCCUCUGGCUCCUCUGUCUCAACCGGCUCUCCCUCCUCCCACCCCCGACCUUCCCCGCCCUCGCCCUCGUCGUCCUCCCAGCCUACCUCCACCUCAUGCGCCGCGUCCAGGCAGCCUACUACCUCGAACCCGCCGGCAGCCACGGCGUCUGGGGCCUGGACGACUACCAAUUCCUCCCCUUUUUAUUCGGCGCCGCCCAGCUCCUACACCACCCCUACAUCACGCCCAAGAGCAUCCACAACGCCCUCGUGCUCGAGGAGGAGGCCGGCAACUUCCUCUACCUCGACCAAAUCGCAUUUGUCAACAGCGUCAAGAAUGUCGAUGGCCUGCGCUGGCACUCGCCCAUGCUCGACGACAUCUCCUCGGCCAAGAAUUGGGCCAAGAUCGAGGCCGGCAUGCGCAAAAUGUUUUGCAAGGAAAUCCUCGAGAAAUUGCCCGUCAUGCAACAUUUCCUCUUUGGCAGUCUUGUCCCCGCGGCGCCCGGUAUGCGCACCCUGGAGCAGGCGCAGGCCGAGGGUGAGGCCGAGGAUGGCGACGAGCAGCCCGAGGACGCAGUGGUCGAGGUGUUUGAUGAUGACGCAGGUAAACGCCAUGUGCAUGCUGCUGUUGGCUGGGGCGAUUGCUGUGGCAUUCGUGUGCCGGCUGCGGUUGGGGCCGAGGGGGAGGCGAGAAAAGGGGGGGCGAGGGGGUUGAGGAGGGUGCCGUUUGAUUGA
Molecule: messenger RNA, 1296 nt
Organism: Plenodomus lingam JN3
Lineage: Eukaryota; Fungi; Ascomycota; Dothideomycetes; Pleosporales; Leptosphaeriaceae
Biological process (GO): mitotic spindle organization
Cellular component (GO): protein phosphatase type 2A complex; cytoplasm; nucleus
Molecular function (GO): peptidyl-prolyl cis-trans isomerase activity; protein tyrosine phosphatase activator activity
Source: RefSeq, a predicted model, not a curated record